This is a messenger RNA of Bipolaris zeicola 26-R-13, 447 nucleotides long. RefSeq lists its product as uncharacterized. The record is from RefSeq and is a predicted model, not a curated record. The annotation marks the transcript as partial. The transcript has 2 exons. Lineage: Eukaryota; Fungi; Ascomycota; Dothideomycetes; Pleosporales; Pleosporaceae.
GUGUUGGCCGUCAAUUUAUAUGGUACAUUUUUAUGCCAUCCCGCCGAGAUCCGCCAGAUGCUCAAGCAGCCACUGUCGGAGGACAAGUGUCGGGGAUGUAUCGUAUCUACGUCUUCCAUGGCCGGCCUUAAUGCUUCUCCCGGUGCCUCUCCAUAUGCUAGUACAAAAUUUGGGAUCAUUGGGCUUGUUAAGACUGACUCUAUGGAUUAUGGGGCACACGGUAUUCGUGUGAAUGCUUUCUGUCCUGGUUAUACAGACACGCCAGCACUAGAAGCUAUCUCAACGGCUGAUCAACGAGCGGCUCUAGGCGCUAGCAUUCCGCUCCAGCGUGUAGGCCAGCCAGUGGACGUUGGUCGUGUUUUCGCGUUCCUCUGCUCAGAAGAGGCAAGCUAUAUGCAUGGUACAGCAUACCUAGUCGAUGGAGGAGCUAUGGCGUAUCGCAAAUAA